This is a messenger RNA of Cydia fagiglandana, 6406 nucleotides long. It is a transcript of the gene grnd, whose product is annotated as protein grindelwald. The record is from RefSeq and is a predicted model, not a curated record. Bases 160 to 876 code for a protein of 238 amino acids. NCBI's taxonomy places the organism in Eukaryota, Metazoa, Arthropoda, Insecta, Lepidoptera, Tortricidae. The transcript has 6 exons.
UACCUGCGCCUGAGCCGAGCCGCAUUCCGUUGCCUACCUCCGCGAUUGGCCGUCGACAUUCGAAGCCUUCGGGUUCAAAUUUUAUAUUUAGAAAGUCAGUUAUACGUUGUGGAUUGUGUUACGUUCCUUAUUGGGAUGGGAAAUUUAUAAAGAGCGAGGAUGUCGCGGCUGGUGCUAGCGCUGGUGGUGGCGGGCGCGUCCGCGCAGCUCACCCUGGACGGCGUGCGCUGCGGGCAGCUGCUGUGCCAGCAGGACCAGUACUGCUCGCCGGAGACCAACCGCUGCGCGCCCUGCACCCUCAUCUGCAACACCACGCAUCACAACUACGACGCGGGGCUUUGUGUUAAGGAAUGCCAAGGUUAUCUGUUGGAUCUGCGGUACAUGCGCCGGUCGCAGGGGCCCGAAUCCACUACAGAUUAUGACAGUGUGGAGCGGCAGGCGCGCGCUGCGCUCAUCCUCAGCGGCGUGGCGCUCGCCGUCCUGUUACUGGCCCUGGUGCUCAUCUGCCGCGCCAAAUUUUCCUGGCGGUAUAUUAAACAGAAGUUCCAGCCUACAAAGAAUCGAGUAAAGCAGUAUCCCGCAACGGGACUCACCCAUCACAACCCUCACGCGGAAAUGCCGAAACCGAAAUCAGAACUUAAAUUAGACAUACCGAACCCUGAACCCCUAAAACGGCCGCAGCCCCUAAACGCGCGAGACCUGGAGACCAGGACCUCGCAGACCGAGAAGAGCCAGGGGGCCACGACCCCCAAGACGAUGAGCACGGCCCUGAGCAACCGCCACCCCGCCGAGGACACCACAUUGGACUUCUCGUAUGACAACAUGGCCAUGAACGUCACUCCUCCCGAGCGCGCCACGGCCACUCACAAGUUCUAAUGCUCAGCGGUAGGCACCUGAUUCAGCCCGAUUUAGACGAUGCGAGAACUCGCAUGCGAGUUUCAUACCAGUUUUGAUUGGUCGGUUGAAUUGGACGUAACCAACUCAGUCCACAAUGUAACUAAAAUCGCAUGCGAUUUCGCGCGCCGUCUAAUUCAGCCUUUAAUCUUUAACUAUUAAGAAUGUUCUUAGUAAUCUCUUUUUAUCAACGACACGAAUCUGAGCGACUAUAGUCAUCGUCUAUUUUAAAUCGUAGAUUCCUUCGAUAGUUGCAACUUGCACCUAGCAUGUAGGUACUAUUUAUUUUGGGUAAUAUUUAAGUUUGAUUAGUCGAAGCGUUUUGAUAGUGUGCAACCCUUCGUAGAGCAGCUCAAGUAUUGAUUUUGAGAUUAUAAUGUAGGCAUUCUAUUUUUUCCGAUAGGUAUCAUCUUACGCAAGCGAAUAAAAUAAUAUUUAUACGAAUAAUUCGACUGAAGGAGGAAUAAAUACAUCUUUUACUUAUUAAUUAUAUAAUGGAAUACUACAUUUAAAUGUAAAAAAAUAUACUUAAAUAGGAACUAUUUAAUCAAAAUAUCUUAGAGGUCAUAGGAUGGAUCAAAUCAAAUGGAAUUAUGGAUAAGUACGAAAGCAAUUAAAAUUAAUUAGAACCAUUCUUAAAUUGAAAGAUUAGUGUUUCAUAAGAGUUAUAGCCAUGUACCUACCCGUAAAUCUCCAGUAGCAUCACAUUGUAUUUAAUGUUAGAAAGAUUUUAGAACUACAGGUAAUUGUAAUAUUUUAUAUUAGUUAUUAUAGGGUAUGGUGAAGGAUGGCUGCGUUUUGCUCAAGUCAUUGCUUACUUGGUAUAAUGAUAAAGGGAAAGCAGGAGUAUUUAGUUAAGGUGGUCAAAAUCGGGUUGUAUAGGGUCUACAUUCACCUACGUUAAGUAGUUCCCAGCAUUCAGAUACGUCGGGGAAUGAGGGGGAUGUAAACAAUAUACUUAUAGUUAGACGUAAGAAAAUGUUUCUUUCAAAGAGGAUUAAAUUACUAAAAUUGAUUAGGUAAUUACAUACAGAGAACUACAAAAUUGCGUAGACUCCACUUUACGAAUGAAUUCACCCUGCAGCCGAAAUGCAUUCCCACUUUGUGAAUAAAAGGAUUAAUGGUAUACAAUAUUUCGUCGUAGAUCGUAUCAGAUAUUAUUGCGUCCUUCGUUGUGUAACAAAUUAUUGCAGGUGACUGUACGUACAUGUACGUAGUAUAUGCACAUUAUGCCCAAAUUAUAAAAAAAUGUAAUAGGUAUUUAUUGGAUAAUUAGUGGAGUGUUUUCAAUGCUCACUCUGGACACAUUUUUGAUGAAUCGGCUCUAUGAAUAGAUUAUAUAGAUUAUGAAGAAUUUUUUAGGUAUAGGUAUAGUAUUUUCGAUCCAGAUAAGCGAAAAUUCUUUCUUAAUCUCUUAGCAUUUCUACAAAUUUGUAUAGGGAAGUGAUUGACUUAAUUCUUUAGGGGUCAAACAUAUUUUAGAAAAACGCCACUUUUGUGGACGAUACAACAGUAAACGUUAACGACUCGGCUACAUACUACAUAGACACGUUGUAAGUAUAUAUCACGUUUUUCUUAUUUGAGUCUAUAGAAUACCUAACAACUAAAACAAAUAAUGACCCUAUUAUGACCCUCGAUUGUAAAAUUCUCUAUAUAUGUAUUUCAGUUAUCUUGUUUUAUUUUGUGUAGAUCGAGUUCGACUCGGGUUAAACAUUCAGCAUGGCUGGAGUAGGUUUGCUUAAGAGAUGGAAUUGUGUGUGUUGGACCAUUAUAAAUGUAUACUCAUGGUCAAAUUUACAGGAACGCAAUAAAACAGGUUUAAUUACUGGAUUACAGCACCUAAAGUAGUAGUAGUUUUGCGUUCCUUAAGUUUGUCCAUGAAUGUAGUCACUUAUUGUGCUGUUAACUUUUUUGAAUUUAGAGUUGGGUGCUUCUUCAUAUAUUAAUACUUUGUUAGUGAACAAAAGUAUUUAAUUUUUUCGGUAUACAAUAUUUACAUAUCUAAUUGAUCGAGAGACGAGAGAAGUGUUAAUAAUGAAUGGUUGUACACAUAACUCUUAAGAGAUGUUUCAUCUAAAUUAACGAAACCAUUUGUAUUUGAGAAUGAGAUAAUUGAUGGACCACCAGAGCACUUAUUAUUUUUAAUACUGAUUGACAACUUGGCAUUGCGGCCGCUAAAUUAUGUGGAAAGUGUCUGCUACAUUUUUUACAACAAUAGUUAUGAAAGGUGACAGCACAAAAAAGUUACAUUAGUACUAUUAGUGUUCGCACGCAUGGUACCUACGACACAAUGACGUGGAGACUUUUUGUUAUUUAACACCUAAAAAACAUCAAACGUGCGAAAAUACCUGAACUGAUGGUUUAACUAUAGGUACCUACAUAUAUAAUUAUAUGUUAAUUGUAGGUAUAUUUAGCAGAGACAGCAAGCAGUGUUUGGUAUGAAAAUCUAAGAAUAAUUUACGGAACUAGAAAACAGGUUUGCAACUUAAAUGAGUCCUCAUCUAUCUAAAGAAUAAUGUUCUCAAUCAAAAGGUACUAAAUAUUCAUAGUCAAAUGACACCUUCGUAUUAAAAUUUAAAAUGUAUAAAUGCCGACAGCAUCUAGGUCCGUAGGUCCAGCUUUCUAGUAGAUCAAUAUAUUUCUUGAGAAAAUCGUCUUUUGCUAGGAUAAAUGCAAAAUGUUAAAAAAUACGUUUUAUGCCAGCACAAAAUAAACGUCAAUUUGGUAUACCAAUAUUUGAGGUUAUAGGCAAUUUUGCGUAUAUCCGGCGGAUUCAAAUCCGCCGAAACAAUGCAUAUAUCCUAAAUUGGUAGUGACAUGUCGCAAAAAUCGUUCACAGGCGAAAGCGCUGUCCACCGCUAUCUGCUGCAGCGCCACGAGCUAUUUGUUUGACUAACGAGCAGAGCGACGGUUUUAAUGUCGGUCCAUCCACCAAACUGAAGGUUGAGUAAUACCGUCAUUUCGGCAACGGAGCGGUUCAAUGCAUUCCAAAAGUCUUUAUGAAUGUAUUAUUUAAAACGUUGCAUGUGCGCUGUUCGUUUAACUGGCACUUACUUUAAUACUUAACUUUGUUAACACAAUAACAGAUUGUUAUACCGUCAAACAAUAAUGAAGUAUUAUUACCAAACAUCACAAGUCGUAUUAAGACAGAAGCCUUUACUAAUCGCCAACGCUCUAUUGCACGACGGAAAUGUUUUUAUUAUUUUGAGUACCUAGUAGUAUGAGUAAAAUAUAAAAACACAAACAAUAUAUUUAUAAACACAUUAUGAAAAACCUAACUUAAAAUUACUCAACUUUCACGAUCUUCAUCAUGAUAAUGCCACCUUAUUUUCUACAACGGAGAUGGUUAUCUGAAGUGGAAAAUAUCCGAGUUAUGUUAACCAACUUUCAAUCGCUCUUUAUCAAAACCGAUACAAACAGGUACCACGUGUGUGGUCUCUUUCUUUCUAUUUCUAUCUUAUUUAUACAAUCAGUCCUCGCUGUCAGUUUCUUAACGAUUCCAAACCCAGUAAACGAACCUAUACAUACUUAUAUAUAUAUAUAUAUAUAUGUGCUUUAUUUUUCUUUAAAUAUCACUUUAAGACUACAUUACGUACCUAACACACACAAGUUAUUAUAAAAGUUGCCUUAUAAAGGUUUUUGAUUUGUACAGUAGUAGUAUAACCUUUAAUUUUAAAUAAGGACCGUCCAUACAUUACAUUCCAUUAGAUUAGUAGGUAUAAGUUACAAAAAGAAUGUUUUUUAGGUGAGUAGGCUAUCGAAUUAAAUUAUUUUUAAGAGAUUUCAAAAAAUGUUUGCUGAAGUGAAUACCCACUUCCUAUAAAGUGAGUAUACUUGAUUCAGCUCAGAUUAAUGUCCCGUAUAAACCUAUUAAAUUUGCUCUUGAAUAGUCGAUGUUAUUAGCGUUCGCUUGCUAACUUGGUAAUCCGAUCCAAUCCUUUGCUCCCGCUUGUUAUAUCUGUAUAACAAAUUGAUAGUUCCCUAGCUCGAUGUCAAAUAGAGUCGCGUCGGCCUGGUGCUAGUGGUGCAGAUGCUAAUAAUCUAGAUCAGCGGUCGGCAACCUUUUAGCAGCCAAGGGCCACAUAAUAGUUAACGAAGAUGACGCGGGCCGCACUUUGGUAAUAUUUGUGACUUUAGCAGACAUUGUCGUUCUUCAGUGCUACAUACAAAAUAGCCAGGGAGGCUCGCGGGCCGCAUGCGGCCCGCUGGUUGCCGACCGCUGAUCUAGAUGGUAUUUUAAUACCUAUAAUUGGGGCUCAUGCAAUGAAUAGCUAUACGUAUACUGUAUGAUGUAUGCACAGUCAGAAAAACGCUAAAUCAUCUUAAUAAUUAAUAAAUCAUAUCAAAUACAUCGGUGAGGCAUUGAGGAAAAACUGGCUUUUGCAUGAAGACAUUAUACCGCUUUCCAAUAGACAUGUAACUCUUGUAUUCGGCCAUUACUUAUGAGAUAUUUGUGAAACUAACUCCUCUGAGCAGUUACACUAGUAAGAGUGACAGCUACAUAUCGAUGUGAUAUGGCACUUUAAAAAAAUAGUGACUGACGAGUCUAAAUAAUAAGCCCACUGUUUUGGUUGGCCCAAUGGAUGAUGUAAUAUUAUUUGUUUGUUAAUUUUAAAAUGGUUUUAGUUUAGUUAUUUUAUAGUCGUUAUUGUACUCUUGUGGCAAUAUGUACUUAAGCAUUGAAUGUAAAAAAAUACUAAAAUAAAUUGGAUUUUGUUAAUUUUAAACCUAGGGGUAAGUUUAGAAAAAUAUUUAGUUUCAAUCAUGUGGUUUCUAUAAAUUACUCAAUGCAAUCUCUAUAGAUUACAGUCAGCAUCAAUAUUAAAAGAUGUAACAACGCACAGAAAAAAUGACACCCUGGAAUACUUUUCUAAAUAGAAAUAUUAUAUCUCUACAUUUCACGUUCAAACAGUAUCUGUUAUGAUUGAAUAGUUACGAGUAUAUACUAAUAUAGAGACAAAGGUACAUGUAUAUGGAAUGAUAGAUACUUUGGUACACGUAGUCUGAUGAUAUCUACUUUUGAUGCUGACUGUAUUCCCCUGGAUAACUACUCGUUCGAUGGAUGGCCAUCGGAGCCUUUGAAAUGACGUUUCUCAGACAUUUAAGAAAAUGAGAAAUAUUCUUCGGAAUCAAAUCACAAUGACACAUAUACUUCGGGAAAUACAUUUUAGUGACUAAAUCUAGAUCUGGAUAUCAUCGUAUAGAAUACGACGAAUUAUUCAUACAAUAUAAACCACUAAACAUUUAGGUCCAGUACCUUUUAUAUUUAUAAAUAGGAUAGUGUAAUUCUUAGCUACUUAGGUAUUUAACAAGUAUUUGGAUAAUUUGUACAAUUUGUAGCCCUCAGGAAGUCCGUCCAAUAUUUAAGACUAAUGACAAUCAAUCACGUCCAUUGAUAGUCCUUGAUGUGUAAGUUUACAAAUAUACAUAUCUUGUUUAAGUCACGUUUUAAUGUAAACUUAGGUAUAAGUACCUAUAUUAAUAAAUACUUGUAAUAAAUGUUUAAUUAUUA